Messenger RNA from Thalassophryne amazonica, 4363 nucleotides. RefSeq names its product DENN/MADD domain containing 5B (gene dennd5b). The transcript is spliced from 22 exons. Bases 85 to 3897 code for a protein of 1270 amino acids. The record is from RefSeq and is a predicted model, not a curated record. Lineage: Eukaryota; Metazoa; Chordata; Actinopteri; Batrachoidiformes; Batrachoididae. Gene Ontology annotation, molecular function: guanyl-nucleotide exchange factor activity; small GTPase binding.
GGACCGGGUCCCGGGUUCCUGGACGCGGGUCUGUUCGGCUGCUGGUGGAGGUGAGAGCGGGCCGCUCAGCUGGCUGCAGCCGAGAUGAGUGCGCCCUCCGCGGGCAGCGGCGCGCCGUCCUGCCGCUUCGCGCACUACUUCGUGGUUUGUGGCGUCGACACCGGAACCGGACCGGAACCGGACCAGGCGGCAGUUUUGCAUCAGUGGCUUGAAGCAGAGCGGUGUGGUGGACAUCCAGACGAUCCUACAGCAGGUGAGAACUUUGAGCGGAGCCCCCUGAAGAGGGCGUUCAGGUCCAAAGUUCUUGCUCACUACCCUGAAAACGUGGAGUGGAACCCCUUCGACCAGGAUGCAGUGAACAUGCUGUCCAUGCCUAAAGGCCUGUCGUUCCGGACGCAGGUGGACCGGCGUCAGCCCCAGUUCCAUUCCUUCAUCAUCACAAAGGAGGACGGCUCUCGAACAUACGGCUUUGUGCUCACCUUUUUUGAGGAGGUCACCAGCCCACAGAUCUGCUCUGCGAUGCACACGCUGUUCCAGUUGCACGGUGCAGAGCGCCGCCCUGCCAGCCCCACUGCUUCUUCCUCCUCGUCCAGCGUGGACUCUCUGGCCGGCAGCCUGGAGGCUGUGGACUUUCCCACCUCCUCCUCGGCUUCAUCCCACAGGACAGGAAGCUACGACUCCUCCCGGGACACUCUCUAUGUGUCCAAGGCCCUGUGUCUGAUCACGCCGAUGCCCUUCCUGCACGCCUGCCGCCAUUUCCUGAUUCAGCUGCACAAGGCCGUCGCAGUAGCCAGCAGCCCCCCGCUGCCGCUGGAGAGCUACAUUUACAACAUCCUGUAUGAGGUGCCGCUGCCCGCUCCAGGACGCUCCCUGAAGUUUCAUGGAGUGUAUGAGCCCAUUAUCUGCCAGAGGCCUGGAACUGGGGAGUUGCCAUUGGCCGACUUCCCGCUGGGGGAGGCCUUCAGACUGCUCGGUGUGGAGAACCUGGUCCAGGUCUUCACCUGCACCCUGCUGGAGAUGCAAAUCCUCCUCUACUCACAGGACUAUCAGCGGUUGAUGACUGUGGCUGAGGGCAUCACGACUCUGCUGUUUCCCUUCCAGUGGCAACAUGUCUACGUUCCCAUCCUGCCAGCUUCCCUCUUCCAUUUCCUGGAUGCUCCAGUUCCCUACAUAAUGGGUCUGCAGUCCGAUGAGGGCGCUGACCGCUCCAAACUGGAAUUGCCUCAAGAGGCCAACUUGUGUUUUGUGGACAUUGAUAACUGCUACAUCGAGCUUCCAGAAGAAGUCUUCCCCCAGUUCCCCAACAAGACAGACCUUAUCCAGGAGCUCACCGCGGUGCUGUUUAGCUUUGGUGUUAACGCAGGGCCUCCUCCACAGACACGCAGCACCGCCCACACUGCCACGAGCAGCGUGCCAUCCACGCCGGUUUGUGAAGCUAAGACCACCAUACUGCCAGAGUUGGAGGACAACAGGCAGAACAGCAACCUGAGAGGGGAGGAUGUUGCUGUGCUGGAGCUCCUGCAGAGAAACACCACCCUGGAAAGACUGCCAGCAUUGACCAGAGGGGCCGGGGUGACUGUAACCCCUGUAGAGGUUCUGACAGCCGGAGUCGAGGGUCAGAGGGCCGAGGGUGAAGAACAGGAUGAGUUAAGGAACGCUAAGCUGAACGUCGAACUGAGGGAGGUAUUUGCCAGCCGCUUCACUGCCAUGUUUGCUGACUAUGAAGUGUUUGUCAUCCAGAACACUCCAGAUCUAGAGUCCUGGCUCACCAGCAGGGAACAGAUCCACAACUUUGACAAGGCCUCGUUCCUGUCCGACCAGCCGGAGCCCAACCUGCCCUUCUUGGCACAUUUCAUUGAGUCCCAGAUGUUUGCUACGUUCAUUGACAAUAAGAUCAUGUCCCAGUGGGAGGACAAGGAGCCUCUUUUACGAGUCUUUGAUGCACGCAUCGACAACGCCCUCCUGUACAAUGACCGUGCUCCCAGCCUUCGAUCCCCCACCUACCAGAGGGGCACCACCCGCAAGGACUACGCUGGCGCCGUAGAGCAGCGGCUGAAGAAGAUCGACCACAACGCCGUCCUUCCUCACCUGUUGGACAUGAGGAUCGGCCAGGGCAGACACCGGCAGGGGUUCUUCCCCAACCUGAAGGCCGACGUGCUCAACACCGGCCCUACCAAUAACAAGUGGUCCCACAGAACCAUGGCAGCUCAGCUCAGGAAGGAUCGGCACCAAACGCAGCAUCUUCCCAUCGUCGGUGACCUCGGAGAGCGCUACACGCAGGAGGCUCGUAGUCUGGGACAAAGUGUGCGCCAACCCAAACUGUCCAACCUGUCCCCUGCCAUCAUCGCACAGACCAACCGAAAGUUUGUGGACGGACUUCUGAAGGAGUGUCGCACAAAGACCAAACGGAUGCUGGUGGAGAAGAUGGGCAGGGAGGCGGUGGAGCUGGGUCAUGGCGACGCCACCAUCACCGGGAUGGAGGAGAACAUGCUGAUAGCCAGCCUGUGCGAUCUGCUGGAGAGGAUCUGGAGUCACGGGCUGCAGGUCAAACAGGGGAAGUCGGCCCUCUGGUCACACCUGCUGCACUACCAGGCCCGAGUAGAAAAGCUGCUCCAGCAACAAAGGCAGUCAGCAGUGUCACAUGUUCCUCAGAGAAGAAUGUCUGACUGUGCCUCACUGAUGCGGUCCCUCCAUGUUUCUGUCACUCAGGAUCUGAGGUCGGUGCUUUCAGAUUGUCAGUUAACACUCAUGAAUGUCCACCUAGAAAAAAAAUUGAAGAACUGCUCUUCAUUUGUGAAGCUGUACAAGCGUUACGCCUUCCUUCGCUGCGAGGAGGAGAAGGAGCAGUUCCUCUUCCACCUGCUCUCUCUCAACACUGUCGACUACUUCUGCUUCACCGACGUCUUCACCACAAUCAUGAUUCCGUACCGCGCUGUUAUCAUCCCUAUCAAGAACCUGAGCAACGCCAUGACCACCUCCAACCCCUGGGUUUGCGUGUCCGGUCACCUCGGGGACUCAGGCACCAUGGGGAUCCCCAGGAAUGUGUCUGAGAUGACAUUUGAGUGUCAGAACCUGGGCAGACUGACCACCGUGCAGCUGGGUCACGAUAACGCCGGACUGCUGGCCAAGUGGCUGGUUGACUGUGUUGUGGUCCGCAACGAGAUCACAGGACACACCUACAGGUUCCCCUGUGGCCGCUGGCUCGGUAAGGGCGUGGACGACGGCAGCCUGGAGAGGGUUCUGAUUGGAGAGCUGGUGGCAAGCAGAGAGGACGGCGGCGGGAGAGGCGACUGUACACCGCCACUACAGUGUUCACCUUCUCAGAGCCGACACGGCAACAUGACCAUGAGCCGAGGACACAAACUGACUCCAGCCCAGAUCCAAGAGGUCGUUGAGGAAGCAGUGAACAACAUCGUCAAACACUUCCACAAGCCUGAGAAAGAGAGAGGCAGCCUGACUGUCCUGCUGUGUGGUGAGAGCAGUUUGGUCAGCGCUCUGCAACACGUCUUCCAUCACGGCUUCAGAGCUGCUCGCUUCUUCCACAAGAAUGUUUUCGUCUGGGAUUUUGUGGAGAAAGCUGUUGCUUACAUGGAGUCUGCAGAGCCUCGUGGGAGCUGUCAAUCACUGUGUGGCUACGUGUCAGCAGUCAGCUCCGCCCCCAGGAGCAUCGGCAAGGACGGCAAGUUCCAGCUGCUGGUCUGCCUCGGAACCAGAGACCGCCUGCUGCCUCAGUGGCUCCCCCUGCUGGCAGACUGCCCUGUGAUCCAGAGGAUGUACGAGGACACCGCCCUGCUCCGGGACCGCCACGCCGUCACCGCUCUGAUUGGAGUCCUGGAGACGCUCCACGACUUCCCAGUCACACUGGAGGCUUCACUGGUCAAAGGUGUUGACCUUUGACCUGUCACUCUGUGGGGUCAGGAGGACAUGAAGCAUGUGAGACAGGACCAGGAACUGUUCCUGCAGAGUCUUCAGUCCAAACUGCAGCCGUGUGUUGAGUUUGAACAACAGCUGCUGAUACUGUCAAACAGAAACACUGCAUCUGCAGCGCCACCUACAUCACACACCUGCUGCUGCUAGCAGUCAGGGAAGGCGUGGCGCACAGCCUCUGAGCGUGCCACGGACCCGGCUGCAGAUUAUUUAUUCUUCUGGUCUGUGUGUCAUCAGAGGACCAGCGCGUGUCCACGAGCUAAACCCCUGUCCUCUGACGGGGGGGUCCAUGCUGCGGCGAACACCCGCAGCCUCCUGAAUUAGUCCCAGUUUGAAAUCCAAACCAGGAGGAGGUUUUGCCUUGACGUUGGCUUUUUAGUCCGUUGCUGUAUUUAGUUUUGGUUUUAUUGUGUGAAUGUAUAUUAUAGUUUGGAUU